Molecule: messenger RNA, 2077 nt
Organism: Oreochromis niloticus (Nile tilapia)
Lineage: Eukaryota; Metazoa; Chordata; Actinopteri; Cichliformes; Cichlidae
Product: nuclear factor 7, brain-like
Exons: 2
Coding region: 314-1702 (462 amino acids)
Molecular function (GO): zinc ion binding; protein binding
Source: RefSeq, a predicted model, not a curated record
UUUCAUGCUCCUUCAGCACAUUGAUGCUAAACGUUCUCAAACAGCUGAUUUCAUGCACUGACCUGUGCAAGUGAAAUGAGAUAAACGCUGUUAAUCAAUAACUUUUGCAGCUUCUGGCAGUCUGAACUUUGGAAUGAAGCACACUCCGAGUUGUAAGGGCUGUAACAACAACACUGGAAUCACACUCACUUUUGGUCCAAACUAGCAGCUUCCUCUGAGUGAGUCCAGCUACAGGAGAGAAAAGUGGAAAACUCCAACACUGCUGCUUCAAGCUGCUGACGCUCCACACACUGAAUCUUCACUCACAGACUCAAUGGCUUCCAGAUCAGAGGAGGAUCUCUGCUGUCCGGUCUGUCAGGAGGUCUUCAGAGAUCCUGUUCUUCUGUCAUGUAGCCACAGCUUCUGUAAAGACUGUCUGAAGAGAUGGUGGAGAGAGAGACCAACACACGAGUGUCCAGUUUGUAAGAGAAGAUCUUCAAAGGAGUAUCCACCUUUAAACCGAGCUUUAAAGAACCUGUGUGAGUCGUUCUUACAGGAGAGAGAUCAGAGAGCUUCAGAGGCUCUCUGCAGUCUGCACUCUGAGAAACUCAAACUCUUCUGUCUGGACCAUCAGCAGCCAGUGUGUGUCGUCUGCUGUGCCUCAGAAAAACACACCAAUCACAGAUUCAGAUCCAUCGAUGAAGCUGCACAACAACACAAGAAGAAACUUCAGGAAACUCUGGAGCCCUUAAAGAAGAAGUUAAAGGUUUGUGAAGAAGUUCAAGUGAAGUUUGAUCAAACAGCAGAACACAUUAAGGUCCAGGCCCGACACACAGAGAGGCAGAUUAAGGAGCAGUUUAAGAAGCUUCACCAGUUUCUAGCAGAGGAAGAGGAGGCCAGGCUGGCUGCACUGAGGGAGGAAGAGGAGCAGAAGAGUGGGAUGAUGAAGGAGAAGAUGGAGGCUCUGAGCAGAGAGAUAGCAGCUCUUUCAGACACAGUCAGAGCCACAGAGGAGGAGCUGAGAGCUGAAGACGUCUCAUUCCUGCACAACUACAAGGCUGCAGUGGAAAGAGUCCAGCGCUGCCCCCUGCUGGAUGAUCCACAGCUGCCUUCAGGAGCUCUGAUAGACCAGGCCAAACACCUGGGCAACCUGACCUUCAACAUCUGGAAGAACAUGAAGGACAUGGUCUCCUACACUCCUCUCAUUCUGGACCCAAACACUGCUCAUCCAGAACUCAUCCUGUCUGAAGAUCUGACCAGUUUGAGAGGAGGAGCGAGGCAGCAGCUUCCUGAUAAUCCAGAGAGAUUUGAUUUGUUCUGCUCUGUCCUGGGCUCUGAGGGCUUUAACUCAGGGACUCACAGCUGGGAUGUUGAUGUUGGAGACAGUACAGUUUGGGUACUGGGUGUGUUAGCAGAGUCUGUGCAGAGGAAGGGAGUCAUAGACUCUGGAUUAUGGACAAUAAUGUUCUAUAAAGGUAAAUAUUCAGCACGCUCACCAUCAGCUCCAUCAACUGCUCUCUCAGUAGAGAAGAAGCUCCAGAGGAUCAGAGUGAAUCUGGACUGGAACAGAGGAAAGCUGUCGUUCUCUGAUCCUGAUACUAACACACACAUACACACCUUCACACACACUUUCACUCACAGGAUGUUUCCAUACAUUUUAAGCGCUGGUAAAAUGAAGUUGUUGCCGUUGAAGGUGUCAGUGUCAGUGGAGCAGAUGAGUUGAGGAUGAUGAUGUUUCUAAUGUUGUUUCCUGUCAGUGAAUUGAAGCUGUUAAACUGCAGCUGUCCUCCUGCUGCCUCGUUGUUCCAAAGCUCUUUGUUUCUCUUUUAGUUCUCACUGUUUCUUUCUGUUUCUGCUGUCCACCUUUUCACAUGGAAAAUCAUUUCACUGUUUCUCACUGAAUGACUCCCCAAACUACAUUUGAAAUUCUAUCAAGUUUCUAAUCAUUACAAGUGAUUCAUGUUUCUAUUUGAUGUGUGUAAAUGGAGAUGAUUUAGUUUGCUGGGAUAUGGACUGACAUGUGUUGAAUGGGAGGAGCAGUUUGUUGUUGUCUUCUUGUCUGUUUAUGACAACAAUAAAUAUAUUGUUGAAACAAUGA